Messenger RNA from Penicillium psychrosexuale, 216 nucleotides. RefSeq lists its product as uncharacterized. The transcript has 2 exons. Lineage: Eukaryota; Fungi; Ascomycota; Eurotiomycetes; Eurotiales; Aspergillaceae. The coding region runs from base 1 to 216 and encodes 71 amino acids. The record is from RefSeq and is a predicted model, not a curated record.
AUGUCAUUGAUUUCCUUCUUUUCCUUCUUUCUCCCGCACUUACCAGAUCUCGUAACGGCUAGGAAUGACGGAGCGAACUAUUCGACAUCUCAUCCUGCUGCAGCUCAUCCGCCUGAUAUAUCUCUGAUCUCCGGUGCCGGCUCUGGAUUAUCAGAUAACACACCUGUUUUCCCUGAUAAGCGUAUGUGUCGGUCUUAUCACGACGUGAUCCAAUGA